AUGUCACCAGGCGCUAAGGCUUUAAAUACCUCUGCAGAGCUGCCUGUCUCAUCAGACAAACAAAACAAAUGCAUGACAACUUCUAACAGCCACAGAGGCGAGGAACCACCUGCAGAAAAUACAACAGCACUCCUGCCAACUAGAAAACAAGGACACCAUGGGAGAACAGAUCAUGUUUGCUCAAAAUAACCUUGAGCGGAUCCAGGCUGUGGAGAACUCUUUUGGGCUUUUAGGCAAGCCCCUGUCCAAGCCGGGCCGGGUUCUGAUAGGAGAGGGCCGGCUGAUGAAGCUGAGCCGCCGCGGACAACAGCCCAAAGCCUUCUUCCUCUUCAACGAUGUGCUGGUGUACGGCAGCAUCAUUCUGAACGGACGCUGGAACAAAAAGCAGCAGAUCAUCCCUCUAGAGGACAUCCAGCUAGAGGACUUGGAGGAUAGCAUUCAAAUGAGAAACCAAUGGUUAUUGCGCACCCCACGGAAGUCCUUCUACGUGAGGGCAGUGUCGUACGAGGAGAAGCGAGCGUGGAUCGAGCACAUCGAGGAGUGCAAGUCCAGUAUGCUGAGCAGGCCCAGAUCCGAUUUCGCUGUCACCUGGAUCCCUGACCAGGCCUCUGCAGUCUGCAUGCGCUGCACCUACAGUUUCAACGUGGCCCACCGACGACACCACUGCCGGAAAUGCGGCUUCGUGGUCUGCGGCGCUUGCUCCAAGAAGCGAGCAGUAAUCGAACACAUUCACCCCACUAAGUUCUUGAGGGUCUGCAACAUGUGUCACUCCAGCCUGUCCACAACAGAGCAGCGAGCGGAGACCAAGGAGGUGGCUCGUGGGAGGGGGAACAGCACCGAGAAGAUUAGCUCCGAUGAAGAUGAGGUGGAUUCGUGCAGUGAGGAAGAGGAGGCUGAGGAGCAGCUGGAGGAGAAUGACCCCAGCAUAUGGAUGAAGUCUCAACUGGAGUCUUGGUCCACAUAUGUUUACCUCAAACCAGAGCAUGUGAGGCCCCUAGCAUGAAUUGGACUAACAUGGACACACUACUAAUGCAGCUUUGCAUGGCAUCCUCACUAAACAAAACAAUACUUUAUUGAGCCAAACUAUUUUGUACAUAUUUUAUUUAGAGAAUUUUUAAGUUGGUAUAUUGUUGUUUCACAUUAUGCUGCUGGAAACUGUUGCUGUGAACUUGAUUUUUUUACACUUUUUAUUUAAGGCUGGUUUCAGUCACGUACUGUAUGUCUAUGUUAGUGUUUGUGCACAUGAGAGUGUUUGGACCAAAUGCAUGUUUCACAUUUGUCUUUGGAAUAAACUAUGAAAAAUAAAGCACUUUCAAAGUAA
This is a messenger RNA of Eleginops maclovinus (Patagonian blennie), 1321 nucleotides long. RefSeq names its product pleckstrin homology domain containing, family F (with FYVE domain) member 1 (gene plekhf1). Gene Ontology annotation, molecular function: metal ion binding; phosphatidylinositol binding. Gene Ontology annotation, cellular component: early endosome. Gene Ontology annotation, biological process: endosome to lysosome transport; endosome organization. NCBI's taxonomy places the organism in Eukaryota, Metazoa, Chordata, Actinopteri, Perciformes, Eleginopidae. Bases 158 to 1003 code for a protein of 281 amino acids. The record is from RefSeq and is a predicted model, not a curated record. The transcript is spliced from 2 exons.